CCUGGGUGGAUACGGUGGAGACAAAUGAGACUCUGGUGACAGAGUUUGUUCUCACGGGACUUACAGAUCAUCCAGAGCUGCAGGUCCCCCUGUUCCUGGUGUUCUUGGUGAUCUACUUUGUCACCAUUUUGGGGAACCUUGGACUGAUUGCUCUCAUCUGGAAGGACUCCCAUCUUCACACACCCAUGUACUUAUUCCUUGGUGGUUUAGCCUUUGCAGAUGCUUGUACUUCAUCCUCUUUGACUCCCAGGAUGCUUGUCAAUAUUUUAGACAAGAGUCAAAUGAUAUCCCUCUUUGAGUGCAUGGCCCAAUAUUAUUUUUUUGGUUCCAGUGUAACCACAGAAUGUUUCCUCCUGGUAGUGAUGGCCUAUGACCACUAUGUUGCCAUAUGCAACUCCUUGCUUUAUCCAGUGAUGAUGUCCAACAGACUGUGCACUUGGUUGGUAAGUAUUUCAUAUGUAAUUGGUUUUCUGCAUCCCAUAAUUCAUGUAGGAUUAUUAUUCAGAUUAACCUUCUGCAGGUCCAAUAUAAUACAUCAUUUCUACAGUGAAAUCUUGCCACUAUAUACAAUUUCUUGCACUGACCCAUCUAUUAGUGCAUUGGUGGUUUUUGUUUUUUCUGCUAAUUAAAGCUUUUACUUUAUAACAAUCAUAGUCUCUUAUACGUGUGUCCUCUUUGCUAUCCUGAAAAAGAAGUCUGAAAACAGCAGAGGCAAAGCCUUCUUCACGUGCAGUGCCCAUCUGCUCUCUGUCUCUUUGUUCUUUGGCACUCUCUUCUUGAUGUAUGUUCUUCCUGGGUCUGGUCCAGAUAAAUAUCAGGAAAAGAUGUAUUCACUGUUUUACACGAUUAUAAUUCCCUUGUUAAACCCCUUUAUUUACAGCCUAAGAAACAAGGAAGUUUUAGCUGCACUGAGAAAAGUCAAAAAGAAAUAA
Trichechus manatus latirostris (Florida manatee) is the source of this 932-nucleotide messenger RNA. RefSeq names its product olfactory receptor 5AC1-like. Gene Ontology annotation, cellular component: membrane. NCBI's taxonomy places the organism in Eukaryota, Metazoa, Chordata, Mammalia, Sirenia, Trichechidae. Gene Ontology annotation, molecular function: olfactory receptor activity; G protein-coupled receptor activity; odorant binding. The record is from RefSeq and is a predicted model, not a curated record. The annotation marks the transcript as partial. The transcript has a single exon. Gene Ontology annotation, biological process: G protein-coupled receptor signaling pathway.